This is a messenger RNA of Adineta ricciae, 2049 nucleotides long. The record is from the annotation of a GenBank genome assembly. NCBI's taxonomy places the organism in Eukaryota, Metazoa, Rotifera, Eurotatoria, Adinetida, Adinetidae.
AUGCUUGGCGAUCUACCUACAGAACUUUGGAUGACAAUAAUUGGUUACCUCUCAUCAUCAGAUGCACUUCUAGCCUUCGCUCAUACAAAUAAUCGUCUUAAUACAAUCGCUUGUCAACAUAUCGCUCGAUGUCUUACGUUUGCCAGCAACAUGUCGCUCGCUCGCUUUCGUCACUAUUUUCAAGUGGAACAUCCACGCGUUCGUCAUCUCGUCACUCGACUUCGCAUCGACGACUAUAUGCAUUUGAAUGAACUCGUCCUUAUUCUCCUCGCGAAUGAUCAGAACAAUAAUGACAUUCUAUUUCCUCGACUCAAACGAUUUGAUUUGUGGGGCUGGUAUGAAGACACACAUUUGAGCACAUUUCUCUGUCAUCCUUCUCUAUUCACACUUCGUCAUGUUAAUAUCAAUAUGGAUCGGUGUUUGUUCAAUUAUCUGAAUAUGAACAUUCUUCUCCAGUGUACCUCACUCCAAUUGAAAAUAGCGCCUCUUGAAACGCUAAAACUGAUCUAUCGGACUGUUAAUCCACCCCCAAUCGCGGAACGAGUUAAAACAUUCCAGACUACUAUUGGCUCUUGGUUACGGGUAUUACCCAUCGAUCGACCAAUUAUGGUAUGGAAUUCACUGGUUCAGCUGACACUAUCGAUCAGUGAACGGACUAUUUUGUGGUUGCUUUUGGACACUUGCCCGAUGCCGUCGCUUAUUCUACUUGAUGUCACCUUCGAGUAUGAUGCUAAUCCUCGUUAUCCUGUCGACAAACUGACGAUCAUGAAUGGUACAAGUAAUUUCGUCGAAUUGCGUACCCUUAGGCUAAAAAAUAGUCCGUUUGGUUUCAUUCAACGUUUACUUGACAGCUUUAACAUGUCUCGAAUCGAUACUGUUUCCUUUAUUAAUAUUUAUGACAAUGCUCAAGCAAAUUCUGGUGAACCUUUAUUUCCACCACACAAGUCUACACAGNUUGGUAUUGCUGUUGAAAAUCGAACAUGUGUUAUAAGUCUCAUUAAUGCAUUAAAUAAUCUUCAAGCAUUAACGAUUGUCAGUCUAGAUGAUAAUUGGAAUAGCGCAUCAGUAUCGGAUAACGAUGAACUUGUUCGAUGGUUUCAAACACAGUUACCAUCUGCAUACGUUAUGCGAAGAAAUACAUCGAUGUCUGACGUGUCAAGUACUAUUACUUUGCUACAAAACUUUUUCAUUCAUCUACGUCUGAAAUUUAGUCUAUUUCUCGCACCGAUUUAUCUGUAUGGUAUUAUUAUAGCGAAUAGGAAUAUUUUUACAUGGGAAUUCUUGAUUGAAUUUGUUAUUCUUCAUGUUUUUGUGUAUGGUGGCGUAUAUGCAUUAAAUGAUUAUUACGAUCGAGAUGAACAAGGACCGAUCGGUGGACUUGAACAUCCUCCGGCAAUGAGAGGUGACACACUUUUCUAUUUAGCAUGGGCAUGGAAAUUAAUUGGAUUAACUCUAUCGAUCUUCUAUUCAACAUCUACACAAUUUAUUGUCAGUUGUUUUCUCGAUGUUCUCAUGUCAGUUGCCUAUUCACAUCCAAAAAUUCGUUUAAAAGGUAGUCCGUUCGGAAGUGUUCUGUUGGUCAUCUUCUUACAAGGUUUUCUCACCUAUUAUUUGGGGACAAUUCUCGACGAUAGUAAUCUUAAUGGAAUCUCAUUGGUUAAAUUUUGGUUAGGAGCAUUUGUUAUCAUUUUUCUGGUUCUCGGCACAUAUCCUUUGACUCAAGUCUAUCAAAUCGAACAAGAUAAACGUCAAGGUGAUCGUACGCUCGCUAUCGUCUUUGGCAUUGAAAAGACUUUCCAAUUUGCGUCAUUAUGUCUAUUUGUCAGUGGCACGUUGAAUAGUUUAGUAAUUGGAUACUAUUACCAUUGGUGGGAGGGUGUCAUCAUUUUCAUCGGUUCGUUGUUAUUUCAAUAUGAUCUUCGAAAAUGGAGAAAGAUCUUUUCCAAACAAUCAGUCAAUGAAAAUUUUCAGACUUUACAUCAAUUGUUUUCUGUUCAAACUGUUUUUCCAUUUGUUUUUUGUCUUGCACAUUUACUACACAUUUUGUAG